This is a messenger RNA of Annulohypoxylon truncatum, 902 nucleotides long. Its product is annotated as PEBP-like protein. Bases 189 to 806 code for a protein of 205 amino acids. The transcript is spliced from 3 exons. The record is from RefSeq and is a predicted model, not a curated record. Lineage: Eukaryota; Fungi; Ascomycota; Sordariomycetes; Xylariales; Hypoxylaceae.
UAUUAGUUCUUAAUUGUAAAUAUAAAUACGUUACUCAUUAACUAACACCAGAUAUCCAGAAUUCAUAGUUUAACUCUCCAAGUUUCAGCAGGAGGAAUAAUAGCAUCAGCCGAAGCCACCUACGCCAAUUUACAUAGUACGCCGGCAUACAGGACAAGGAUACACUAAUAUAGGGGUUCACAAAAGCAAUGACAGCCCUCAUCGAGGUAUCGCUAUCCUGGCUCUUCAAAAACGGCAAAGGCCACGACGAGAAGAGCUUCUAUAAGGCCCCCGCAUUCGCCGACUUAGAAGGGAAACAGGAAAUCACCGUCACGGCGCCGGAGAUUGGCCCUAGCAACUCAGUGCUCGGCGUCGAGUAUACACACGACGGCGCGGGCAAGUUCCCCAGUUUGCGCUGGGAGGCGCCACCGCACAUCGCGGGUCAAGUUAAGGAGUGGCUUUUGGUUUCGGAGGAUCCGGACGCGCCUCUACCUACGCCUAUCUGUCACGGUAUCUACACGGGAAUCCCGCCUACACGGACUAGUGUAGAGGCCGCUGACUUCGAGGUCGAAGACCCCGGAGAAGCGCUGUUGAAGGGCGGGUUUCAUUACGGCCGGUCGAGAAAUGGCCAGGUUUACAUCCCGCCUCGACCGUUGAUGAAUCACGGACCGCAUCGAUAUUUCUUCGAAGUGGUAGCACUCAAAGAACCGUUGAAUCCUAGUUUGCUAAGUGCGGCGACGACUAGAGAGCAAAUUGCCGAUGCUAUUAAUGGUAAGGUCUUAGCGUGGGGUAUGUGGAUAGGAGUCGCGGAAAGAAAGUGGGAAUAAAGAGAGAUUUUGUGAACAAUGUGUGACAUUUGGGUUAUUGUAUUUAUUGUAUACCUGUAGAGCUGGUAGAGUUGAAGUAUGAGAAUAUCCAAAGGC